AUGAGCGAGAGACAGAAAGUCCUCAUGGAGCUGCUGCAGGAGGGGACGCUCUGCGACGCUGUCCUCACCGCUGCAGGAGACGUGCACUUCAAGGUCCGUCUGCUCCUGCUGCCCUCCGAGUACCUGCUGGACACUCUGAGCAAACACAAACUGGUCAGGAACAACCUGCAGUGUCUGGACCUCUUUACCAGUCACAUAAAGAUCAUUCGGGAGUCCAAGUCAGAGAAGCCGCUGACCAGAACCCGUCUUCCUCCUCAGUACCUGCUGGCUGUGGGAGGCAUUGAGGACAGUCUUCCUACAGAUAAGAUUGAGCUGUACAACGUCCGAAACAACAGCUGGGUGACCGUGUACAAGACUCAGAAGGUCCUUCCUGAGUUCUGCAGUGCUCUCUACCUGGGUGGGAAUAUUUACUACAUCGGAGGCUCUGAUGGUGACCACUACUUCAGCAGCAUGAAGAGGUUCAACCUCGCCACCAAAACCUGGCAGGAAGUCGGCCCGAUGCACGUGGCUCGGAGCCAGGCCAGUGUGGCGGCUCUGCGUGGGCGCAUUUACGCCGUGGGAGGCUGCGACGAGUUCCAGACGCAUUCGUCUGCGGAACGAUUCGACCCCGACACCAACCAGUGGACUCUGAUCUCACCCAUGAACGUGGCCAGGGCUGACGCUGGGUCAGCAACGCUGCAUGAGAGGGUGUACGUUUGUGGUGGCUUUGGGACGAAUGAAACUUUAUUCACUGCUGAGUUCUACAACCCGGACACGGACCAGUGGACCCAGAUCACACCCAUGGACAACUAUCGGAUCGGGGCGGGGGUCAUCACCUACAACAACCGGUUGUUUGUUAUUGGUGGCUACAACGGUGACAGGCACACCUCUGGUGUUUCUGUUUAUGACCCUGCAUCCCAAACCUGGCACAGUGUGGCUUCGAUGCUGCACCGCCGCAUCAACUUUGGUGUGGCGGUGUUGGAGGGCCAGCUGUACGUGGCGGGAGGCUUCCACGGAGACAAGAAGCCGUGCUCCAGAGUGGAGCGCUACGAUGGGAAGAAUAACAAGUGGCACAUUGUUGAGAACAUGGAGGCUCCACGAGGCUCCCUCAGCUGCUGUGUGGUGGACAGAAGCUCCCUCACUGCUGCAAAUAAAUAA
This is a messenger RNA of Austrofundulus limnaeus, 1137 nucleotides long. Lineage: Eukaryota; Metazoa; Chordata; Actinopteri; Cyprinodontiformes; Rivulidae. The record is from RefSeq and is a predicted model, not a curated record.